This is a messenger RNA of Schizosaccharomyces cryophilus OY26, 1700 nucleotides long. RefSeq names its product S-adenosylmethionine-dependent methyltransferase. The coding region runs from base 37 to 1044 and encodes 335 amino acids. Lineage: Eukaryota; Fungi; Ascomycota; Schizosaccharomycetes; Schizosaccharomycetales; Schizosaccharomycetaceae. The record is from RefSeq and is a predicted model, not a curated record. Gene Ontology annotation, biological process: peptidyl-histidine methylation, to form tele-methylhistidine. Gene Ontology annotation, molecular function: protein-L-histidine N-tele-methyltransferase activity. The transcript has a single exon.
UGGGGAAUCCAAGGAAUUUAUGAGAAAACAGUGAAAAUGCAGGCAGAAGGGUUCACAUUUGGCUUUUAUGAUGAACCAAAGCCACAGGAACUGCAGGGAGAACAAAACAAAGAUCCUGCACCUGUCCCUAUUGAAUCUGUUUCACUUGGUCGUAUGCUGAAAUAUAUUCCAUCCAAGCUGUCGUAUGCGUGUGUCCAUGGGCUACCUUAUAAGCUAGUUCAAAGAGAAUUAUGGGACGUGAAAAUGCAAUUAAUGGAGAAUGACUCGCUGGAAUCGACGCCUAUAGAACUGAAAUUGCUGGACAGUGCAAACGACUUGGUGCCCAAGGUGUAUGAAGGAGGUUUCAAGACAUGGGAGUGCAGUAUUGAUUUAUGCCAUGAAAUAAAAAAGCUCAAUAUCUUGGGUCGAAACUUGACUAGGGUUUUGGAACUUGGUUGUGGAAGUGCCUUGCCAAUCUUGACUUGUUUUCAAGAGCUUUACCAACGACGUGAACCGAGCACUUUAAUUUUCCAAGACUACAACAUUGAUGUCUUGCGUUAUAUAACAUUGCCAAACUUGUUGUUAAAUUGGUACUUCAAUACACAGGAGCAUGAUUCAUCUCAAGAACACGGCACAAUCAACGUGUCUGAGAGUUUACUCCAAGAAUUCAGCGAUGAUUUUGCCCGUAACAGCAUUACUUGCGAGUUUUUGUCGGGGCCUUGGGGCUCGGAAAUGCAAAGUAUCAUUCAACAGUCCUACGGUGAUCAGUACUUUUCUCUGAUCUUGGCUUCUGAAACCAUAUACUCUAUUUCUUCCUUGGAACCUUUUAUUUACAUGCUACUAGAAAACACUAGGAAUAUCUCCCUUAUCGCUGGCAAAGAUUUAUACUUUGGUGUUGGAGGCAGUGUUUUGGAGUUUUAUCAUCGAUUACAGAAUGUUGUCUCUUCAGCGGAUUCUUUAAAAACAGUAAAGUCGUCCGUCAAUAAUGUUGGAAGAUCUAUAGUAUAUUGGGAACGAGCUUCCGCUGCUGAAUCUUCUACGGAACCAUCUUCAUCGAGAAAUUGAACAGACUUCUUUUCUUUAGAAUCCUUAGUUACCCGAUCUCCGUUGCAACCCUCCUAUAAAGUUUUAUUUGAUUAUCAUUAGUUGUUGUUUCUUGCGUUUUCCUUCUCUCUUUUCUGCCUAUGUAUAUAUAUAUAUAUAUUAUAUGCAAGUAGAGAACGCUAUUAUGUUUCUAAGAAAGAGAGAAGACGCGGCUUGACAAACUUCUUUUACUAUUCCUCUUAGAACAAUUUUGCUUUGUAAAUUACCUUGUUACAAGUUUGCACUGACAUGCCAUUAUUCGUUCAUCCUGAUGUCUAGGGUGUGUGAUUUUAAAGUUAUUCUCUUCUCUUUUAAUUCAAGCUGGUCUCUGCUUGUUUGUGUCUGGCAUGUUUCUGCCUUUGUAAAUUAGAUUGGUCUUUUUCCUACUGAGAUCACGAGGCUUCGUGACUGGAAACUUUUCCAAUAUGAAAGAAAAAAAAGGGAUAAUAAUAUUGAAUCGUCUUUUAUUUGAUUAGUGCUCCAUUUUUGGUUAAUAAAUGCCAUGACUUGUGUAAGUUGAAGCGUUUUAUGGAAGCAAAGUCGAAAAGCUUGUCAAGACGCCUAUUUCCUAUUUAUUUUUCCAUGUUUGUUUUUGUUUUUAUUAGUAAUAUUUGAUACAAAUUCAUUUUCACCUACAA